AUGUCGGGCCGCGAAGGUGGCAAGAAGAAGCACCUGAAGCAGCCCAAGAAGCAAGCCAAGGAUAUGGAUGAGGAAGAUACGGCAUUCAAGCAGAAACAGAAGGAAGAGCACAAGAAACUUGAGCUAAAAGCGAAGGCCGUAGGGAAAGGUCACAGGUGGAAUUAA
This is a messenger RNA of Lagenorhynchus albirostris (white-beaked dolphin), 165 nucleotides long. RefSeq names its product translation machinery-associated protein 7-like. Bases 1 to 165 code for a protein of 54 amino acids. The transcript has a single exon. The record is from RefSeq and is a predicted model, not a curated record. NCBI's taxonomy places the organism in Eukaryota, Metazoa, Chordata, Mammalia, Artiodactyla, Delphinidae.